Saimiri boliviensis boliviensis (Bolivian squirrel monkey) is the source of this 3685-nucleotide messenger RNA. Lineage: Eukaryota; Metazoa; Chordata; Mammalia; Primates; Cebidae. The record is from RefSeq and is a predicted model, not a curated record.
GACGCCGCAGUGGGCACCGGGUGGGUGAGAGUCCAGCCUUGGGCUGGAGUGCUGGGCCUAGGCCUGGUAGCGCGAGGCGAGCAUUUCGGAAGAGAGUGGCGCGGCGUGGCGCCCCGCGAGGGCACUACGCGCCCAGGAGCUGCCGCGUCGGCCCGAUUUUCCGCGGCUGUAUAAGGACUAGCGCUUCGGUAGCCGGGGAGCUGGAGGGAACCUGAUUUGAGAUCAAUUCUUGGAGAACACAAAGAAGUGUGAUGCUGCACAUAAAUCAACUCCUCCUCUGUAAUGGAAUAGCUAGUGCAGCUACCAACAAAUAUGAAACAAAUUGUAGUUUUCUGAUAUCUUCAGGAUUGAAACAGCUGCCCUUUGACCCAGCCAACAACAACGAGCCCCUGCAGUUUGGUAGUGCCAGCGGCCCUCUGGUCACAGAAGGCCUCAUUGAGAAUGGAGGGGAAUCAAGCAAGAAAAGAAAGAGAACAAAUACUCCUUCAGCUGAUAACAGUAGAACUCUGAAUGUGGAUUCCACUGCAAUGACACUACCUAUGUCAGAUCCAACUGCAUGGGCCACAGCAAUGAAUAAUCUUGGAAUGGCACCACUGGGAAUUGCUGGACAACCAAUUUUACCUGACUUUGAUCCUGCUCUUGGAAUGAUGACUGGAAUUCCACCAAUAACUCCAAUGAUGCCUGGUUUGGGAAUAGUACCUCCACCAAUUCCUCCAGAUAUGCCAGUAGUAAAAGAGAUCAUACACUGUAAAAGUUGCACGCUCUUCCCUCCAAAUCCAAAUCUUCCACCUCCUGCAACCCGAGAAAGACCACCAGGAUGCAAAACAGUAUUUGUGGGUGGCCUGCCUGAAAAUGGGACAGAGCAAAUCAUCGUGGAAGUUUUUGAGCAGUGUGGAGAGAUCAUUGCCAUUCGCAAGAGCAAAAAGAACUUCUGCCACAUUCGCUUUGCUGAGGAGUACAUGGUGGACAAAGCCCUGUAUCUGUCUGGUUACCGCAUUCGCCUGGGCUCUAGUACGGACAAGAAGGACACAGGCAGACUCCACGUUGAUUUUGCACAGGCUCGAGAUGAUCUAUAUGAGUGGGAGUGUAAACAGCGUAUGCUAGCCAGAGAGGAGCGCCAUCGUAGAAGAAUGGAAGAAGAAAGAUUGCGUCCACCAUCUCCGCCCCCAGUGGUCCACUAUUCAGAUCACGAAUGCAGCAUUGUUGCUGAAAAAUUAAAAGAUGAUUCCAAAUUCUCAGAAGCUGUGCAGACCUUGCUCACCUGGAUAGAGCGAGGAGAGGUAAACCGUCGUAGCGCCAACAACUUCUACUCCAUGAUCCAGUCGGCCAACAGCCACGUCCGCCGCCUGGUGAAUGAGAAAGCUGCCCAUGAGAAAGAUAUGGAAGAAGCAAAGGAGAAGUUCAAGCAAGCCCUUUCUGGAAUUCUCAUUCAGUUUGAGCAGAUAGUGGCUGUGUACCAUUCCGCUUCCAAGCAGAAGGCAUGGGACCACUUCACAAAAGCCCAGCGUAAAAACAUCAGUGUGUGGUGCAAACAAGCUGAGGAAAUUCGCAACAUUCAUAAUGAUGAAUUAAUGGGAAUCAGGCGAGAAGAAGAAAUGGAAAUGUCUGAUGAUGAAAUAGAAGAAACGACAGAAACAAAAGAAACUGAGGAAUCAGCCUUAGUAUCACAGGCAGAAGCUCUGAAGGAAGAAAAUGACAGCCUCCGUUGGCAGCUCGAUGCCUACCGGAAUGAAGUAGAGCUGCUCAAGCAAGAGCAAGGCAAAGCCCACAGAGAAGAUGACCCAAACAAAGAACAGCAGCUGAAACUCCUGCAGCAAGCCCUGCAAGGAAUGCAACAGCAUUUACUUAAAGUCCAAGAGGAAUACAAAAAGAAAGAAGCUGAACUUGAAAAACUCAAAGAUGACAAGUUACAGGUGGAAAAAAUGUUGGAAAAUCUUAAAGAAAAGGAAAGCCGUACUUCUAGGCUGGGUACAUCAAACCAGGACAGCGACUACCCUCUUGAGAAGACCAUGAACAGCAGUCCUAUCAAAUCUGAACGUGAAGCACUGCUAGUGGGGAUUAUCUCCACAUUCCUUCAUGUUCACCCAUUUGGAGCAAGCAUUGAAUACAUCUGUUCCUACUUGCAACGUCUUGAUAAUAAGAUCUGCACCAGUGAUGUGGAGCGUCUCAUGGGUAGACUCCAGCACACCUUCAAGCAGGAAAUGACUGGAGUUGGAGCCAGCCUGGAAAAGAGGUGGAAAUUCUGUGGCUUUGAGGGCUUGAAACUGACCUAACAACUUUGCCUAACAACUUGGGAUCCUGAAGAUAUACAUAUGUGUUGCACAAGCGUAGAAAGUGAUUUGUAUUUUUAAUGAUUUUCGAGUAGAAAUUGCUUUGAAUUUGUCAAUUCAUUCCUGGAAAAUCUUUCAAGUUAAAACAAGGAUCCUAGGACAGCACCUCAAGCUACAGACCCUAAAGAGAAAUUGCCUCAAACCGCAAGUGCUGUAACUUCCUCCCCUUUCUGUCAAUUGGUUGUCUUUAGGUAUUGCAAAAGUCCUGAGGCUAAACAGUAUUUGUAGUGUUUUCAGUGUCUGUACCACUAGUGUAGACUUUGGUAUUUUUUUAAACACUGUUAACUGAAAUGUUUUGAUGAUUUGUAUGUGAUUUGUGUUUCUAAACUUCUCUUUACAUUAAUGUUGCCACUGGCGAAAGGAAUGAGAGCAGCUUUAAGUCGUGUGUGUAACUGCCAUUGUCUUUCCAAUCCCCAGUAGAGCAGUAAAUAAACAACACAUCAGUGUUUCUAGAAGGUGCCUGACUGGGUUCACCUUUUAAAUGACAAAGCAUGGUUGUGGCUUUUUGCAAAAUUACUAUGAACCAAAAGUUGACAAGUGUUCCAAAGUUGUUUUCUCUAACAUAUCACAUUAAAGAUCUGCUUCAGAAUUGUGAAACGUACAUCUAGAUGUGUUUGCAGAAAGCAGGUAUCCAGUAUGACUGGCAUGUGUUUGUGCUAUUCAGAAUCACUUGUAAAUAGUCUGCUUUAAAAGGGGGGCAUGUUCAGUUUUCUGUGAAUUAAAACACACUCAUGUGUGGGCACAAACAGCACGCACGCACGCACACAGUGGCAGAAGGGAUUUAUGUUAAUAUUCUUUCCCUUCUGGCCUCUUACAGUCUGUUGGUCCCUUUGCUUCUGUUGUCAGUGUAUUGAAUUGUAAACCGUGUACUGCUGUAAAUACUAUGUUUACUUCAUGCUGAAUGUUUGCGAAGACUUCAUAUAAGUAUUAAUAGUUACGAAUCAAUGAAAUAAAUAAUGAGCCAGGAUGUGUGAGGCUUCCUACAAAUACGUCAGCUCCACCUGGAGUGCGGAUUGCCAGAGACAUCUCCAGUUCUGUAGUGUCCGUCGGCAAAUUGCAAUGACAGCAUUUGAGUGGACCAUUCAGUAACUUCUGAUUGGUGGAAGGGAAACGGAGAGGAUGGAGGUUUGAGGUGAAUAUCCUGAAACAGAGAUGGUCUUUAUUGUGUGUGGCGGUGGUUGUGGUACGUAAAAUAAUGCAAGUAUGCCUUCCCUCGAGUCUCAAUUGAAGAUAAAAGAAUGUACUGAGUAAGCAAAGCCAAUGGAGAGUAUGUCACGAAAAUACUUUGUAAAUGAGAUGCCAGUCGUGUUCAAAGUUGUAUUUUUAAAAGAUAAAUAUUCCUUUUUAUACCUCAG